Messenger RNA from Trichoderma aggressivum f. europaeum, 519 nucleotides. RefSeq lists its product as uncharacterized. The record is from RefSeq and is a predicted model, not a curated record. NCBI's taxonomy places the organism in Eukaryota, Fungi, Ascomycota, Sordariomycetes, Hypocreales, Hypocreaceae. The transcript is spliced from 2 exons. Gene Ontology annotation, molecular function: fatty acyl-CoA hydrolase activity. The coding region runs from base 1 to 519 and encodes 172 amino acids.
AUGAGCAACAAUAACGACAUCCCCCACGAAGACACCGACAUCGGAAAAGUCGAGGCUUGGUUAAAUCACUUUUCUCAGCAAGACGGCGAGGAAAAUCGGCGGUGGAUGAACAACCUCAUACCCAACAUCAAAGUCCUAUCUGCAUCAUCCGCUCUCCCCCAUCCCUCGGUGAAAUUUUCAUUCACCGUCGAAGGCAAGCACACCAACGGGUUUAACAACAUGCACGGCGGCGCAGUAGCAUCGCUUCUCGACUUCUGUACAUCGUUGGUCCUUGUGCUCGUCAGCAAGCCUGGUUUCUGGCAGACCAUGGGCGUUAGCCGCACCCUCAACACCACGUACAUGCGCCCCGUGCCCGCCGGCAUGGAGGUAGUCGCGGAGUGCGAGAUCCUGCAGGUUGGUAAGAGACUGUGUGCGUUGCGAGGCACCCUGAGAAGAAAAAGUGACAAUGAGUUGCUUUGUAUCUGUGAGCACAACAAGGCGAAUGUUGAUGUUGUUGACCCAGAGCCCUCUAAGCUUUAA